AUGGUUGAUUAUUUGAUUCGGUUCGCUCAGAGCCAUGAGUCAUUUCGCAAAGCAGAAAUCAAGGCUCUAGCCAGCUUGGUGGGGGUUGAUAUAGAAUUUCUAGUGUAUCAUGAUAAUACUCCAUUCUGCGUAGUAAAACUUGAAAAUGAGGAAGCUGCCCGUGCACUUAUGCGCCGCAGCAUUCUGGCCAAAAACAUAUAUGAACUUUGGGGACAGGGAGAUACUUAUGACCAGCUGAAGGCAGAUUUACGCCGGCGCACUGAGUCUAGGUGGCCCGAUUAUAAGACAGUAUCUUUUAAAUUUGGUGUUGAUACUUAUGCGUCAACUCGAUCAGCGAAAGAAAGGAAUGAGAUUAUUGAGUCCUUUUCAUUUUUGGCCUUUGAUGGGCCGAUAAAGAUGGUUGAUGCAGAUGAAGAAUUUUGUGUGUUUGAAGAGUUCUCUCAUCAACUUGCCCCUUCGGGCAAUCCAAAAACACACACUGAGCCGGUCCUUAAUCGUGUCUAUCUUGGUCGAUGGGUUACGGAGGGUGGUCGCACAGAGAUCAAUACCUAUAACUUGAAGAAACGCAAAUACAUCAGCACUACGACCAUGGAUGCAGAGCUUAGUUUGAUAUCCGCCAACAUGACACAUGCAGCGCCUGGAAAGUUGUUCUAUGACCCCUUUGUUGGAACGGGUAGUUUCCUUGUGGCGGCUGCUCAUUUUGGAGCGAUAACUUGCGGAUCGGAUAUUGAUGGGCGCAGCUUUCGUGGCAAAGAGGCUACCUCCAAGACCGAUACUGGAGUCAUUGGCAACUUCAAACAAUACGGACUGCUAUCCAAAUAUCUGGAUACAUUUACUUCCGACUUGACAAACACACCUCUUCGAGACAUUCGUAUGUUUGAUGGAAUUAUAUGUGACCCUCCAUAUGGCGUGCGAGAAGGGCUCAGGGUCCUAGGACAUAAGGAUGAGAGUCGAAAGGGCGAACUCAUGAUGUUCCAAGGUGUCCCAUCAUUCAAGCGGGAGAACUAUAUUUUCCCAAAACGUCCUUACCCAUUCAACGCAAUGCUUGAUGAUAUACUUGACUUUGCUGCUCACACACUAGUGGACAAUGGCAGAAUAUCUCUCUGGAUGCCCACUGCGAAUGAAGACGAUAUUGAGCUUGCAAUUCCGAAGCAUCCCUGCCUUGAACAUCUUGAUUCUUGCGUACAGCCUUUUAACAAGUGGUCGCGGCGACUUCUUGUGUAUCGACGAUUGCCUGGUAGCGAAGUAUCGCCUAUACCACUCAAAGAGAAAAAAGAGGUUCCCAGAGGGAAGGCAGACGAAUUGAACCCGUUUAGGAGACGAUAUUUCGAAUCAUUUGCAGUGGAAGAGAAGCCCAGCUCAUAA
Nannizzia gypsea CBS 118893 is the source of this 1365-nucleotide messenger RNA. RefSeq names its product tRNA guanosine-2'-O-methyltransferase TRM11. Bases 1 to 1365 code for a protein of 454 amino acids. The record is from RefSeq and is a predicted model, not a curated record. The transcript has 5 exons. Lineage: Eukaryota; Fungi; Ascomycota; Eurotiomycetes; Onygenales; Arthrodermataceae. Gene Ontology annotation, biological process: methylation. Gene Ontology annotation, cellular component: cytoplasm. Gene Ontology annotation, molecular function: nucleic acid binding.